Cynocephalus volans (Philippine flying lemur) is the source of this 3104-nucleotide messenger RNA. RefSeq names its product limb and CNS expressed 1 like (gene LIX1L). The record is from RefSeq and is a predicted model, not a curated record. The transcript has 6 exons. Gene Ontology annotation, cellular component: cytoplasm. The coding region runs from base 72 to 1085 and encodes 337 amino acids. NCBI's taxonomy places the organism in Eukaryota, Metazoa, Chordata, Mammalia, Dermoptera, Cynocephalidae. Gene Ontology annotation, biological process: autophagosome maturation.
GACGGUGGUGGCUGGGACCGUUAGCUCGCCAGACUGGCAGCCUCCGGGUUGCUACUGCACUAGCCGCUGAGAUGGAGACGAUGCGAGCGCAGCGGUUGCAGCCUGGAGUGAGCCCCAGCGGGAGGGGCACUCUUCGAGCGCUGCGGCCCGGAGUGACCGGGGCCGCGGCGGCCGCCUCCACACCCCCAGCGGGGCCCCCGCCAGCCCCUCCGCCCCCCGCACCCCCACCGCCGCCGCUGCUCUUGUCGGGGGCCCCAGGGCUGCCCCUACCCCCUGGCGCCGCCGGCAGCCCCGCGGUGCUGCGGGAGGCCGUGGAGGCCGUGGUAAGGAGCUUCGCCAAGCACACACAGGGCUAUGGCCGAGUGAAUGUGGUGGAGGCACUUCAGGAAUUCUGGCAGAUGAAGCAGUCCCGUGGGGCUGACUUGAAGAAUGGGGCUCUAGUGGUUUAUGAGAUGGUUCCCUCCAACAGCCCUCCUUAUGUCUGCUAUGUCACCCUUCCUGGGGGAAGUUGCUUUGGGAGUUUCCAGUUUUGUCCCACAAAAGCUGAGGCCCGGAGGAGUGCUGCAAAGAUUGCGCUAAUGAACUCUGUGUUUAAUGAACAUCCUUCUCGAAGAAUCACUGAUGAAUUCAUUGAGAAGAGUGUCUCUGAGGCCCUAGCAUCUUUCAAUGGCAAUAGGGAGGAAGCUGACAACCCAAAUACAGGGAUUGGUGCCUUCCGAUUCAUGUUGGAAUCCAACAAGGGCAAAUCAAUGUUGGAGUUCCAGGAACUGAUGACAGUUUUUCAACUGCUGCACUGGAAUGGCAGCCUUAAAGCGAUGAGGGAAAGGCAGUGCUCUCGGCAGGAGGUGUUGGCUCAUUAUUCGCACCGGGCCCUGGAUGAUGAUAUUCGCCACCAAAUGGCCUUGGACUGGGUGAGCCGGGAGCAGAGUGUACCUGGGGCAUUGUCUAGAGAGCUGGCCUCCACUGAGCGAGAGCUGGAUGAAGCCCGGCUGGCAGGCAAGGAGCUGCGCUUCCACAAGGAGAAGAAAGAUAUUCUCAUGCUGGCUGCUGGGCAGUUGGGCAAUAUGCAUUCUUCUAACUGCUAGGCAUCCACCUACAUACUCCCCCAUCCUCUCCAGGCCCUUUUUUGUAUGUCUCAUUUCUAAGACUUAGGAUGAUUUCUGUACAUACUUUCUCAGUUUUAUACUUUGAGAAAUAUAUAUAUGUAUAGAUUCUACACCCGGAUUUCUAUUUGCUAAGAGAUCCCUUUUCUCACUUCUAGUUUUUAGGUGUAGUUCCAUUUGAAAUGGCUGUAUUCUAUAAGAAAGAACAGGCUAUCUUUGAAGCUUUGUUGUUAAACUUCUAGAUUAACUCUAUGUAGUCAUUUCUAUAGCACAUGACUGACCAACUGUUCCAUGUCUCCUUCUUAAAAUAACAGCCUGAAUAAGGACUAUGUGCCCCUUUCUCAACCUCAUUCCUGCUUUCUCUUGGACUCAAACAGAGUAUGAGUAUGAAGCCUUUGGCUUUGGUUUAUCUUGAGCUGGACCUGCUUGGUACCCCUCCCCUCCCCACUGCUACAUUACUCCUUCUCUGCUAUUUUGUUUUAAGGCUUCCCUACCGUAUUAUUCAGAAUGAAGUGGAGAUCUGGUUUCUUAUUUUUUAUUAUUAUUAUUUUUUUAAGAUGACUAGUAAGGGGGUCUUAACCCUUGACUUGGUGUUGUCAGCACCACGCUCUCCCAAGUGAGCUAACCGGCCAUCCCUAUAUAGGGAUCCGAACCCAUGGCCUUGGUGUUAUCAGCACCACACUCUCCCAAGUGAGCCACAGGCCGGCCCUAGGUUUCUCAUUUUUAAAUCACUCCUGAGAAACUGCCCAGGAAUAGGAGAGGAAUUAUAAACACAAUUUAUGGGGGUUUACUACCUAAAUUGCUUCUGGGGCAUAUCUAUUUCAUACCAGUAGUCCAGUUUUCUGGAAGUACUCUACAGUAAGAGAGUUAGAAUUGAAACUGAUUAUUUUUCAAUAUUCUCUUUUCACUUCUCUCCUGCUCAUCCAGCUUAAUUAAACCCUAUAUUUAGACCUUCCUGUCUACAGAGAUUGGCAGAAGGUAAAACAUAUUUCCCUCCUCCCCCUCCUGCCAUCAUUUUGCUCUUUGGAAGCACUGUCCUAUUUGGUGAGUGAGGGCUAUGUUCCUCUCACUUCCACUAAGUUGCUGCUAUUUACCAUCUUAAAUGUAUGUACCUUAGAUUCUCAUUUGUUUUCUCUCUUUUCUUUCGUCUUCCUCCACAUUGGGCAUAAGGUGAUCAGGAAAAUUAGAUGAGACUAUGGCACUUUCCAAUGGAACCUUGGGAGAAUGUAGGAGGGAAAAAAGAAUCAAUGAUGAGCUAUUUGUAUUUUUAAUACCAUUCUCCUCCCUCACCUCUCUCCUGGGUGAAAUAAGAGAGAAAUGAUCUGGAGUAUAGCUAAAGCAUUCUCCUUUUGGAGAAUUUUUUGUUGGUCUAAUAUAUUUUUCUCAUGUUUCUGUGAUCUCCUUUAUACUAUAUUACUGCUCAGUGUACUUUCUAAACUGAGCUUGGGAAGUUUAAUGCUCCAGCAAUAGGACUUUUCAUUUAAUGAUUAUACAGAGUUUGCUUUUAGAAAUAAAUUAGGAAACAGGCCACAAUUUGCACUUUUGGGUUAUAGAGGGGCAAGAUGAAAGGCAGCUUUCUUGCUUUUGAAAUCAUCUUAGUGAUCAGUACAUAUAUGGGAUCAGAGGUAGAGAAUCAAGCUACAAUUGUAUUAGUGCUUGAAAGGGGCUUCCUUGAAUUCUCCAAGCUCCAUUUUUGUAUGUCAUGAAGCAAAUCUAAGGCUAGAGAAGAUCCUCCUACAUUAAAUAAUAGGUGCAUCUAUCUGUUUUUAUUGAUAUUUAUAACCCAGAAAUCAUAAAUCCUCCAGUUUCUCUUAUGCUCCUUUCUCUGGGAAUGUUAAGGGGUGUAAGUUGUGGGAAGAAUUGUCCUUGCAACUCCCGGAUUUAUUAUUUCUCUCAAAUACCAACCAGUAAGAUCCAAAAUAACUUGGGAAAAAUUAUUCCCUGAUCCGUCAACUUUUGGUGUCAAAGGUUUUACUUAUCUUUUUAGCACUUUCUAUGUAU